AGCUCGUCUCUAUCUGCGACCACUGCAAGAUCAAGAUGCAACUGGUGGCCGAUCUGCUUCUGCUGUCGAGCGAGACCAGGCCGGUGAACACCGAGAGCCUGUCUGUCUUCGGUGAGUCUUUCGAGAAGUGCAGGGACACGAUCAUUGCCAGGACCAAAGGACUCUCCAUCUUGACCCAUGACGUCCAGAGCCAGCUCAAUAUGGGACGCUUCGGGGAGGUGGGGGAAAGCCUGAUGGAGAUGGGGGAGCUGGUGGUCUCCCUGACCGAAUGCUCUGCCCACGCUGCCUACCUGGCUGCAGUGGAGACUCCAGGGGCCCAGCCUGCUAUGCCUGGCUUGGUGGAUCGCUACAAGGUGACCCGAUGUAGGCAUGAGGUGGAGCACGGCUGCGGGGUCUUGAAGACCACCCCUUUGGCAGAUAUGAGCCCUCAGCUCUUGCUGGAGGUUUCUCAGAACAUGUCCAAGAACUUGAAAUUCCUGACAGACGCCUGUGUGCUGGCCAGUGAGAAAUCCAAGGAUAAAUUUGCUAAGGAGCAGUUCAAACUCAGUGUCAAAUGUAUGAGCACCAGCGCCUCUGCCCUCCUGGCAUGUGUCAAGGAGGUCAAGACUUCACCCAGCGAGCUGACCAGGAACCGGUGUGUCUUGUUCAGUGGACCUUUGGUGCAGUCUGUCUAUGCUCUGGUGGGCUUUGCCACUGAGCCCCAGUUUUUGGGUAAAGCUGCCACCAUUAAUCCAGAGGGCAAAGCUGUGCAAACUGCCAUCCUAGGAGGAGCCAUGAGUGUGGUAUCUGCUUGUGUGCUCCUGACCCAAUGCCUCAGGGAUAUAGCCCAACACCCCGAAAGUAGCACCAAAAUGAGCGAUUACAGGGAAAGGUUGAGGAACUCAGCUUGCGCCGUCUCGGAUGGUUGCAACCUGUUAUCUCAGGCACUAAGAGAAAGAUCUUCACCCAGGACUUUACCGCCAGUGAACUCCAAUUCUGUGAAUUAACCUCUACAUCUUCUGUUUAGAUCCCAGUUGUUGCUAAAGGAAAAUAAUAUCCCACCUCCUCACCCCUUUUUGUAUACCAAAGAAUUUGCUUGGAUGAGCCCAAUCCUUUGAUUUCAUGUGGUGAAGAAGCAGAACGGCAUAUUCAAACUAUAAGUACUAAUAAAGGUAGCCAGUUUUGGCUUCUUUUUAUUUUACUUUAAAGUCAAGCAAGUAUCUGCAGAUAAAAUUUCCUUUAUUCAACAAGGUCUUCACACAAAUGGUAAUAACAGCUGUUUAAAAAGUUUGUUUUUAUAUUUGGGGAGGUGGGAGUAUCUUAAAAAAAGGGAAAAAAAAAAAAGCUUUAAUCGCGCUGGGUGCGGUUUUUAAAGUUUGUCUUUUCUUGUCUUCCGAAGUUUCCCUUCUAAAUUUUACUGUUCAGUUGUGCAGGAAAAAGGUUACCUCAGUUCUCACUCAUUUAAAAAAAAAAAAGACAAAAAAAACCCAACAACACAUAGAUGAUGGAUGUAGCUACUAUUUUGUUUGUUUUUGUUUUGUAUGACUUUUUUUAUUUUGCAUCAAGUGUUAGGUUAGAAGUGCAUUUGGUGUGUAGGAGUGGAAGGACUGGAGGUUGUGAUUAUGUUUUCCAUGUGUUGAUUUCCAAACUGGGGGAAAAGCUACUGUGAGUGUUUAAACAAACAAACAAAAAAAUUACACUAUAACAAAAGUGAUUUUUAAUUUUUUUCCAAUGUCAGUUUUUAUCUUGCAUGUACUGGAGUAUUUAUUUCAUCUAUUAAAAUGUUAUGUUUCUCA
Messenger RNA from Pterocles gutturalis (yellow-throated sandgrouse), 1775 nucleotides. It is a transcript of the gene TLNRD1, whose product is annotated as mesoderm development candidate 1. The record is from RefSeq and is a predicted model, not a curated record. Lineage: Eukaryota; Metazoa; Chordata; Aves; Pterocliformes; Pteroclidae. The transcript has a single exon. Gene Ontology annotation, molecular function: actin binding. Bases 36 to 986 code for a protein of 316 amino acids.